AAACCCCAACAUUGUGUCAGUGACUGUUGAACAGAGCACUAGUGAGACAAAUUCAGUUUAUUUUCAAGUGAUUUUUUUUUAAAUUUUGCAAAUUAAUUAACGCCACAAAAUGCGUUUGGGAUCCACCGUACCAAAUUUCAAGGCCGAAACCACCAAGGGCCCCAUUCAGUUCUAUGACUGGCAAGGAGAUUCUUGGGUAGUUUUAUUCUCUCAUCCCGCUGAUUUCACACCCGUUUGCACCACCGAAUUAGGUCGCAUUGCCGUACACGCACCCGAAUUCGCUAAGCGUAAUGCCAAAUGUUUGGCUCACUCCGUCGAUGCCUUAAACUCUCACGUUGACUGGGUCAAUGACAUUAAGUCUUACUGUUUGGAUAUUCCCGGUGACUUCCCCUAUCCCAUUAUUGCCGAUCCCCAUCGCGAAUUGGCCGUAGAGUUCGGUAUGUUGGAUGAAGACCAAAGGAAAGAUCCUGAAGUUGGCAAAACUAUUCGUGCUUUGUUCAUCAUUAGUCCCGAUCAUAAGUUGCGCGUAUCCAUGUACUAUCCCAUGUCCUGUGGCCGUAAUGUAGAUGAAAUUUUGCGUUGCAUUGACUCUUUGCAAUUGACCGAUCGUCUUAAGGUUGUGGCCACCCCCGCCAACUGGACUCCCGGCACUAAAGUCAUGAUUGUUCCCUCCGUCACUGAUGAAGAGGCCAACAAAUUGUUCCCCAAGGGCUUUGAUAAGGUUUCUAUGCCCUCUGGCGUUAACUAUGUUAGAACUACUGAGAAUUAUUAAAAUCGGGAAUUGAUUUCUUUUUAAUUUACUUUUAUUGGAAUUAUUAUUUUUGCUAUGUGAAGAUCUUUUUUAUACUAAAUUAAUAAAUAUUUUAUUAGAAAACAAGUAAA
Messenger RNA from Calliphora vicina (urban bluebottle blowfly), 882 nucleotides. Its product is annotated as peroxiredoxin-6-like. The record is from RefSeq and is a predicted model, not a curated record. NCBI's taxonomy places the organism in Eukaryota, Metazoa, Arthropoda, Insecta, Diptera, Calliphoridae. Gene Ontology annotation, cellular component: cytosol; mitochondrion. The coding region runs from base 110 to 772 and encodes 220 amino acids. Gene Ontology annotation, biological process: cell redox homeostasis; cellular oxidant detoxification. The transcript is spliced from 4 exons. Gene Ontology annotation, molecular function: peroxiredoxin activity.